ACGAAUCGUUACGGAGUGCAGUCACUUGAUCGGCUGCGCCGUCGACGAAGACGACGUGAGACUCCCGACCGGUCUAGACGUGCCUAGCUCGAGCGAUGGAGGUGAUCAAAUUUUCAACGCUAGUCCUGUUGGUUCUGAGCUUGGCCUUAACCAGUGCUCGCUACCAGCGAUACAUUUGUCAGGUGAUCGAGGACGACUGGUGUACGCUGCAGAAAAUCUACAUCACUUCUCGUACGGACCUCCGAGGACUUCGAUUUCCGGAUGACCAAUUCGAAAAGAUCCGGAUUGGACAACACUAUGACUUUGCCGACACCGAUAGUGUAGUGAGCAUUUUCUCCGCCGGUCUGUUUCGAAGGAUGAGUCGCGUUCGAUAUCUACAGAUGAACGCUAUUCGAAUGCAAGGUUUGGACAUGCCCGACACCGUUCUGGAGCUGGACGUGUCCAACAAUUGGAUUUCUCGGGUCUACAUCGAUCCGGACAAGAGCUACAGUCUUCGAAAACUGAAGAUGAAGAACAAUCUAGUGACGAGUGUGGCCAGUUUUAAAUACCUAAAUCAAUUAGAAGAACUAGACAUGAGUGAAAACUUAGUGCACAUGGUGAAUUUUGAGCUAUUCUCGUUCAUGCCGUACAUAAGAAUCAUUGAUUUUGCCCACAACCGACUGUUAGAAGUACGCCCUGGAGACAUAAACUUGGUCCUGUACUACUUGGAACGUUUGGAUCUGGCAGACAAUCAGCUGAUUGGAAUCGAACUGAAGAAAUGGACAUUCCCCUCGCUCAGAAUGUUGAACGUGACGAGUAAUCCGAUUCAACGAUUAGAUUAUUUUGAACUGCAACGCGCGUUUCCAAGAUUAAGGAGAGUGACCUAUUGAACAAGAUCAGUACAUUAGCGUGCGAUCGCAUGGCAUGUGAAAUCGAUUAACCGUAUUCUGGGAAAUUUCCAAAUGAUGAAACAAGAUGUAGUGUUGAAAAGUGGCGAGACGGGCGGAGAUCAAUGAUAACGGGGCAUUAAUAAAGUGGCAUUCGCAGAAUUAGGAGUGUUAUGAUAUUGCA
Molecule: messenger RNA, 1050 nt
Organism: Aedes aegypti (yellow fever mosquito)
Lineage: Eukaryota; Metazoa; Arthropoda; Insecta; Diptera; Culicidae
Product: dynein assembly factor 1, axonemal homolog
Exons: 2
Coding region: 96-869 (257 amino acids)
Source: RefSeq, a predicted model, not a curated record